Molecule: messenger RNA, 2677 nt
Organism: Ceutorhynchus assimilis (cabbage seed weevil)
Lineage: Eukaryota; Metazoa; Arthropoda; Insecta; Coleoptera; Curculionidae
Source: the annotation of a GenBank genome assembly
GACUGUCAACGUGAUAGUUGACUUGACUUGUUGACUUCGUUUUUAUUUAUAUUUGGCAGCAAAAAAAUGGCUUUUUCCUUAUUUUGGUUAUAAAAAUAUGUUAAAAACUUGUUUAAAAUGGUUUAUAAUUUAUUUUAUUUCAUUAUUUUAGGCUUAGUUAAUGUCCACAUAACAAUAGGUAAACUACAUUUACAAAUUAUCAAAAAAACCGAUGAAAGACUCUACCCAGUGGUAUCUAAUGUUGAAGAAAACGUAGGCACGACAUUUUCCCUGGUAUGCGAGUUGGUAUCUUCGGCCAACGAGAGCCAAUUUGACGAUCAUUUAUCGUGGAUACGAGACGAGAGAUUUCCAGGCGUUUUGUCUUCAGAUGCUAAUGAUAUUAACGAAAUCAACAAGUCUGAGAAAAAAUUCAAAUCUUUAAAUGUAGACGAUAGAGGAAAAUAUGUUUGUGUUAGCGAGAAGUUUAAUUUGCAUAAGCCAGUGGAGGUGUUUGUUAGGAAUGAUAUAAGGAAGGAGGUGAAAUCUUUUAGGGAGACUAUUUAUUGUAAUGAGCAUAUGUUUCAGUGUAUGUCCAAUGGAAUAUGUAUUAAUCAACAUUAUGUAUGCGACGGUAAGCCAGAUUGUAAAGAUGGCUCAGAUGAAAGUAUAAAAAAAUGUAAUGGAGAUCCAUGUAAAGACAAAGUUCCAUGUGAAGAUGGUAGAUGCAUACCAUCAGCUUGGUGCUGCGACAUACACCAUGACCCUAAUUGCACUGUUACAAAUAGACCUACUUGUUGUCAGGGGCUAUCAGAUUCUUAUGAAGAAAUGGAAUUAGGCUUUCCAACAAUUUCUCAAAGCCACCAUACAGCCAGAUAUUUGUUUAUUCUUGUUUGUGUUGUCAGCAUUUUAUUCUCAGUAAUCUUAUUGCUUUUAAUAAUUUCUAAAGUAGUAAUAUUUGCCAAAAAGGCAGCUCUGCAGCAGCAACAACAACAGCAACCGCGUGUUUGUGAAAACAUUGCACUACGCAAUCAAACUAAUAUUAAUGUAAUUCCUUGCGGUGGAAUUUACACUUACAGGGGAUCCAGAACGCCACGUAAUGGCAAUAUUGUUAGGAAUAUUAUUAUUGAUUCGUCUGAUGUUAAUGAUCCAUUACUUUUUAAUCCUUCCAGAUUUAAUGUGAUAAAUGCAAGUAGUAUCUAUGACCAACCACCUUCAUAUGUUGAUGUUCUUCAAAAUAACAGAUUGGUGGUGGAACCUCCACCGCCAUACAGAAGUCAGGAGGCUUUAAAUCUCACAAAUGAAAAUGAAACAAAUUGAUUUAGUGUGUACCUGGUUUUACAUAUCGAGCCUGAAAAUGAAAAAGACUUACCUAUUGUGAUUUUAAGGCAAUAAUAUCAUAGAAAAUAAGAAACAAUAAUAUAAAUGUAAGAGUUGACAAAUGAGAGGGUUAUUAUUUUCAGUAAGGUUUUGUGGAUUAUACUUGAGAUUACUAGAAAAUGCUGCUAAAACAUAUAGCUAAUAAUAAUAAAUAAAUUAAUGUGGACAUAGAAUAUCAAAAUAUUUAACUAAAGAUUAAAGAUACAUACAUAGAAUGAACACAUAUGUAUGCAAAUUACAUAUUUCAAUAGGUAGCUGAUAUAAGCUCAAACACAUACAAGGACAAAAAACAAAAAUAUUGAUAAAAAAUAAUAAAAUUGGCCUUAAUAUUUGUUUUGCUAAAUUUGAGCUGGAUUUGAACAGUCAUAGGUAGAAUCAGUCAUGUCGCAAACAAUAUUUUUUUUGUGUGUUUGGGGAUGACUUGAAAAGUUUUAUUAAUUCAUUGAACUUUUAAACAAUCUAAUCCACAAACAAGCUAAAUAAAAUUAAUAUUUUUGUUGAAAAAAGAUUUAAAAGGAUUUAGCUAGGGAUCUAGGAUCUUAUCAUAAUACUGUCAAAGUUGUUAGUAGACAAAGUAUGCUCAUAUCACCUCUACUCUUUCCUCUGUUUCAUAUUUCCUUUCAUAAAAAUAAACAUAUUAUUACAAGAGCCACAUAUCUUAAUAUUUUGACCUAAUAAAAAACUAUUUUUUUAUUUAGAAUUUUUGCUUGUUUCCUCCUAGUUUAGUUUGAGUAAGAGUGCCUUAAUUCUGGUAUAACAUUUACAUAUCUAUAGUCUGAGUGUUCUCACAUAUUUUAGGAGUUCUUGGUUUUUAUUUUAUUUAUUUAUUUAUUAACCUUUUUGAAGAUGCAGCUCAAGAACCAAUAAUGAAAUUAUAUUCGAUUAAAUUGUCAGCAAAAAUGUGUGACCAGACUAAUUGUUUCAUCAUACAUCCUUGCUGUAUAUUCUUAUUUUGAAUACAUUAUGUAGUUUUAUUUUAUAUAAUAAGAAUAAUAUGUUAAAUAUUCAUUAUUCUUAAUUUAAUUCAAUUUCUUAACUAUGUAAAAUAUAAUUCAAUGUGUAUAUAAUUAUUAUUUUAGUACUUAUGUUUGAAAUAAACUUAACUUCAUCCAAGUUUAUCGCCAUUAUUUUUAUUUUGCUAUUUCAAGUAGGUAGAUAGUAUAGUUUUAGAAGUUGUUAAAUAAGACAAUAAUUAUUGAUUUUGGCAGGGUUGUUAUUUUUAAUCACCUGUUAGAUUUGUUUUAUAGACUGGCAAUUGGAAUGUAAUAUUAUAAGAAUUAUGUAUUUUAUUAUAGGAAUAUAUAUUCUUGGAUACCUCAUA